Topomyia yanbarensis is the source of this 731-nucleotide messenger RNA. Its product is annotated as salivary glue protein Sgs-3. The record is from RefSeq and is a predicted model, not a curated record. The transcript has 2 exons. Lineage: Eukaryota; Metazoa; Arthropoda; Insecta; Diptera; Culicidae.
CAUUUCCUACUGGAAAGUUUCACAGUAGACUAUAAAACAGUAUCCCUGUCAAAGUAAAAAAAAAAUGGCCUCUAGCAAAAUUUUGUUGUGUGCAUUUUUCAUUUGUUUUGCUCUGGUUACCACUUGCGAAGGGCAACGACGUAGACCUAAACCCAGGCCAGAUGUUCAGGCCCUUAAGGACGCAAUCCGUCAGAAGGCUUUAGAGGAUAUUGCUAGACGCAAGGGUGUGCACCCACACCCACACCCACCGCCACCACCGCCUCCACCUACAACUACUGCAGCAACUACUACUGCCGCAUCCACUACCGAAGCUGCAACUACUGCAGAGGAUUCAACUACUACAGAGGCUGCAACUACGACAGAGGCAGCCACUACGACAGAGGCUGCAACUACGACAGAGGCUGAAACUACGACAGAGGCUGCAACUACGACAGAGGCUGCAACUACAGCGGAGGAUGCAACCACCACCGAUGCAGCAAGCACUACCGAAGCUGCAUCUACUACAGAGGCUGCAAGUACUGCCGAAGCUGAAACUACUACAGAGGAUGCUACCACUACCGAAGCUUCAACUACUACAGAGGCAGCAUCCACUACAGAAUAAUCUACUACAGCUGAAACUACUACUGCAGCAAACUAACUAACGAAUAAAUUACUGACGUUGCGUGAUACUUGCUGGAAGUACAACAUGUGUACAUAUAUAUAUAUAAGAAUAAACCAAUAGCAGCAGCAAA